Messenger RNA from Seminavis robusta, 447 nucleotides. The record is from the annotation of a GenBank genome assembly. Lineage: Eukaryota; Bacillariophyta; Bacillariophyceae; Naviculales; Naviculaceae.
AUGCCAGUGCCAAUACCUAAUAAUGCCAAUGCCAAACAAGUGAGAGUUCAAUACAUAGAAAAGGUGACCACCUUGAAGAAUCCCGUCGACCCAGACAAUGCUGGAUACCGUAUCCAUUCGACACAACCUUGUACCUGGUACCAGAACGAGAACGCCCUAGUGACAAUGGACAAUCGCUGUCGCAUUACGGAGUGGGAUCAAGCGGGCCCUCAGGAGGAGCAAGACGACUUUGACGAAGCAACAGCGGAAAUCACGGCAGAGUUACUUUCGCCCUUUACAAAUUGGGCGCCUCCAAAGCUACUAGAAGUGUUAUGGUUGUCCCCUGCGGGUGGGUCCCACAUCAACAUCGACGCCAUUUCAGCGAGUGUGAGUUACAGCUUGGUGCUUCCAAUGGAUAAUACAACAAUACAACACAACAACAUGGCAGGUAGAGGGAUAGGUGGAUAA